This is a messenger RNA of Lottia gigantea (owl limpet), 810 nucleotides long. RefSeq lists its product as hypothetical. The transcript has a single exon. The annotation marks the transcript as partial. NCBI's taxonomy places the organism in Eukaryota, Metazoa, Mollusca, Gastropoda, Lottiidae. The record is from RefSeq and is a predicted model, not a curated record.
AUGGAGUUAUUAAGAUUGUGUACAGUGAGUUUUCUGAUCAGCAUUUGUUACGCUGAAGAAGUAAAUGUUAGCUCAAAUGUUGGGACUAUUAAAGGAGACUCAGAAUCAGUGACCUAUGCUGGGAGAACAUCAGUCAUAUAUAAAUUUCUUGGUAUUCCGUAUGCUGUACCACCUACGGGAGAUUUGAGAUUUUCAAGACCUGUUAAACAACCACGAUUUAACCAACCAUUUUCAGCUUUGCAAUAUGGAUCAUCGUGUACACAAAACUCUCCAGUACAAAACCAAAGUGAAGAUUGUUUGUAUUUAAAUGUAUUUUCACCAAAUGUGGACAUUGUUGCAAGGCUUCCUGUCAUGGUAUUCAUCCAUGGUGGUGGGUUUGUUUUUGGUUCCAGUAAUCAAUAUGGUGGUGGAAGAUUAGCUGCUUAUGGUCAGAUAGUUCUUGUGACAAUCAAUUAUAGGCUGGGUCCAUUAGGAUUUUUAAAUGUUAAUGAUAAGAAUUUAGUACAGCCAAAUAAUGGUUUAAUGGAUCAACACAUGGCUAUUAAGUGGGUACAUGAUAAUAUAGAAAGUUUUGGUGGCGACCGAUCUAAAGUAACCGUAUUUGGAGAGUCGGCUGGAUCAGCCUCUGCAAUAUUUCAAACCUUAUAUCCUCCAAAUGAUGGGUUAUUUCACAGAGUUAUUGCGCAAAGUGGAACUGCGUCUGAUAUAUGGGCAUUAUCCCAGGAUCCGAAAUUAAUGGCUCGAAGGUUAGCAAUUGAAAUAAAAUGUCCUGUAACGUCGAUUCUUGAGAUGGUUCGAUGCUUCAAACAA